Messenger RNA from Acyrthosiphon pisum (pea aphid), 1295 nucleotides. RefSeq lists its product as uncharacterized. The transcript is spliced from 4 exons. The record is from RefSeq and is a predicted model, not a curated record. Lineage: Eukaryota; Metazoa; Arthropoda; Insecta; Hemiptera; Aphididae. The coding region runs from base 806 to 1171 and encodes 121 amino acids.
UAAACACGUGUUUUUUAUAUUUUAACAAACAUUAUUAUUGGUUCAAAAUUGAUGGUUUAAGUUGGUUGUAGUUUGAAUUUAUUUUAAAAUCGUUUUACUUCUAUUGAUACCCACUGGACUUUGUGAAAUUCUUAAGUCUUAAUUGUUAUUUAAUACCUAUAGAUACAGAACUCUAACCAAAUUCCGAAAUCAAAAUUUUAGUAAGCAUAAAUACACAAUUUAAAUCAUCUAGUAGUUGUUACCUAUGUUGUGCAAAAGCAUAAUGCAGAAGUGAGGGUUUGUGAAGAGUAAGCACGGGGCUUGUCAUUUUGUAAAAUGACUUCUCCAAUUGAAAAUUGUUAUGGUACCACUGUCCUUCAACGUGUGUGUCUGUGUGUUUGUGUGUGUGUUGGUGUGUGUGUGUGUGUGUGUGCGUCGAGAGCUAGGACGCCAUAUAAUAUAUUUUUUUUGUAAUGACCACACAUAGCUGUUCUCAUGUCAGACAUACAUUGUUAUUAUAUUUUUCGGCAUUUUGUGACAAAAUAUUUUGUCAUUAAUUAUUUUAAAAAAAAGGGGGGGCAUGUUAUGAUGGUACCACUGUCAUUCAACGUUUGUGUAUGCGUGUGUGUGUGUGUGUGUGUGUGUGUGUUUGUGUGUGUGCGCACGUCGAGAGCUAAGACGCCAUAUAGAUUGUUUUUGUAACGACCACACAUAGCUGUUCUCGUGUCAGACAUCAGACAUCAUACUAUUUCAGAAAGAUUAUCCAAAAACGUUGAUCUAUUAUAUUCUUAAAGGUCGUACAUAAUCGACAUUUUUAAAGAAUACGAUGAAUUGUUUAAAAGCAGUUAUUUUAUUGUGGGCCGGCAUCAUAGCUUUCUAUUCAUCGGUGACCGCUUUCAAGCUAAAUGGUAGGGAAAUACGUGCAGUAAAUUUAAACUAUUGUGGAGGAUUCCUUAGAAAUAUAGAACUAUACAUGGUUUAUGCAGAAGAGGGGGACAAGCUCAAGGAAUUCUUUGAAUUCAUAGACAUUCCAGGAGAUACUGGACCAAUAAAACGUAUGGUGAUACCUUAUGAUCAAACACCGUGUGAAGGAGAAAUGCAGAAAAUCGAAUUGCCCGUAAAGAAACUGGGUUUUACAGUCGAGCAAUUAACAAAAUUCAAUGAAUCACUACAAGAAACGUCAAGGAAAUGAAUAAAUGGAUAAAUAUGGGUAUUCAUAACUAAUAAAAUUUUUAAAUAAUCAUUCACAUUUAAUAUUAAUUAUUAUGAUCAUUUGUAAACUUCUGUAUUGCUAAGUAAUAUAAUACAUGUUUUGG